GACAUGACGUGCGGACUGCGGAGUAGAUCUACAGUGCGCUCCCCGUGACUGUGACUGCGUCGAGAUUGAAAACAACACGACACUGUUCACUGUUUAGUGUUUGCAGCUGCACUACUGACUCUAGCUCUGUUGUCGACUCGAAGCCCAGAAAUUGAAAGAAUUUGUUCUCAGUGGUCUAGUGAAGAACGUGUUGUUACGGAUAGAUCCAGUGCUGUGGGCUCGUUAGCUGAAAGGAAUAUUCAACACGUUUGGAGAUGGCGUUUCUUGCGUUUGGCUCGUCCACCUCUCCGCUCCAGCUGUUGUCGGUGAUUUUUGUUGCGAUGCUGAUAGUUUUCAUUCCCAACGCCCGUGCAGCCAGCAUCCCCGUCGUCGCGCACGGAAAUGACACCUGUAUGACAAGAUGGCUGACUGCCGCUACAGCAGGCAGUGUUUCAUCUGGAGCAGACCUUCAGCGAUUUGAGAGGCUAAUAAAGAUACUCCAACCACCUGUUGACGAGGACACUGUUCACGAAACGAACCCGGAACUCCUGGCAGUAGUUCUCGGUGGAAAUGAGCAGGCUGUGAAUUUCCUCUAUCGCUGCAUGGGUAACCAUGACGAUACAGAGUGUCUGCGACAAUCACCAUGCCAGCAUCUUGGUCGGUGUGUGUACAGUAGGGAACCUGGUUCAUCAGGAUCACCAUACCCAGGGUACAGAUGUGUGUGCUCUAGUGGUGUCAGUGGACGGUUUUGUCAGUAUGCGUUACCUAGCUGUUCAUCAUCACCGUGUAAGAAUGGUGGUACUUGUCAGGAGACAAGUGAAGGAUACACAUGCCAAUGUCCCACACUCUACACAGGACGACAUUGUCAAAACGUAAAAUGGUUGUCCAAACACAUCCUGGCAAACGUGACGUCAUCGUUGUCCAAACUUACCACCAUCACGAACGGCCUGCUGACGAGCACAGCAGAUGCUGUGAGGAAGUCGUCCGACGCAGUCGCUGCUUUUCUUUCCCGUCUCCAAGUCACCGUCAAUCGAAACCUCGAUCAGAGAUUGGAAGCAAUGCAGCGAAAGUUGCAAAACCAUACCACAUUUGUCCAGGAGUCGGAAAUGAAGAUGGCCAAGAUGCAGGCAGCCUUGGACCGUAUAGACACAACCCAACAGUUCUACAUAGAAACUCCACCGGAUACAGCGACUAUCUGCCUUGCGCGAGUAGCAACCGACGUUUAG
Molecule: messenger RNA, 1205 nt
Organism: Sycon ciliatum
Lineage: Eukaryota; Metazoa; Porifera; Calcarea; Leucosolenida; Sycettidae
Exons: 7
Coding region: 255-1205 (316 amino acids)
Molecular function (GO): Notch binding
Source: RefSeq, a predicted model, not a curated record